AUGUUCGGCAGAGUAGUCUGCCACACCAGGAGGACCAUCGAUAUGGCACAUCCACCACCAGCCGCUUGCUUUUCUUCUUCUGCUACCGACUCCAGUCAACGAACUUAUCAGCCUCCACCUUCGAUCGGCCGUCAGAAACUACUUAUCCGUCGUCAAAUCCGAACCGUGCUUAAGGAAAUCACCUCCGCAUCCUUGGCUCAUCAAGGGGAGGAAGUCUUGAAGCACUUGAAGAACCUUAAUCAUUAUAUAGAUUCGAAUCGAGUGAGCUGUUACAAGUCGAUGAGCUCAGGCGAAUUACCGACGGAUUCGAUCAUCAAAAACUUGCUGGAAAAAAGAAAGAGAGUAUUCUUGCCUUACAUCCAUCAUCCCACAGAAACAGCCGAUCAGAAGAAGAUAGGCACGCAUCGAAUGGAAAUGCUGGGAUUGGAGAGUUGGGUCGAAUUCGAAACGGGCUUAGUGCCUGUCUCUUUUUCAUCUUCAUCCUCUUCUCCACAAGUCUUUCAAUUCGACCCUGCCAAGAUUUCAGGUCUUGAAAACGCCCUCCCAAAGGGACUAGACUUAAUUUUGUUACCAGGUUUGGCUUUUGAUCGACACGGCAAUCGACUCGGUCAUGGAAAAGGAUACUACGAUGAAUAUCUCAACGAGUACACCGCAGUCUCAUCAAGAACUUCGAUUUCCGAUCAAUCGGCAAAACAUCAAUUGGAAAAGCCAAAGGCGAAAGAGCCGAUCCUAGUCGGCAUAUGUCUCAGGGAACAAGUCUUGCCGGAAGAAGAAUACAUACCCACUCAAGCCCAUGACCGUAGAUUGGACUAUCUAGUUUCGCCUGAUGAAGUACUUUCCUUUGCCAGCUAA
Puccinia graminis f. sp. tritici CRL 75-36-700-3 is the source of this 852-nucleotide messenger RNA. RefSeq lists its product as uncharacterized. Gene Ontology annotation, cellular component: mitochondrion. The record is from RefSeq and is a predicted model, not a curated record. NCBI's taxonomy places the organism in Eukaryota, Fungi, Basidiomycota, Pucciniomycetes, Pucciniales, Pucciniaceae. Gene Ontology annotation, biological process: tetrahydrofolate interconversion; folic acid-containing compound biosynthetic process. Bases 1 to 852 code for a protein of 283 amino acids. The transcript has 5 exons. Gene Ontology annotation, molecular function: 5-formyltetrahydrofolate cyclo-ligase activity.